This is a messenger RNA of Biomphalaria glabrata, 3987 nucleotides long. RefSeq lists its product as uncharacterized. Gene Ontology annotation, biological process: regulation of transcription by RNA polymerase II; anatomical structure development. The transcript is spliced from 10 exons. Bases 203 to 2971 code for a protein of 922 amino acids. Gene Ontology annotation, molecular function: DNA-binding transcription factor activity, RNA polymerase II-specific; RNA polymerase II cis-regulatory region sequence-specific DNA binding. NCBI's taxonomy places the organism in Eukaryota, Metazoa, Mollusca, Gastropoda, Planorbidae. The record is from RefSeq and is a predicted model, not a curated record.
UAGCCUACAUUAUUUACAAAUCCAUAAAAUCAUCCCGACAAUUUGCGGAAUGUGUAAGGGGAAGUAAGAGAGAAGUGAAAUUUAAGUGAUAAGGGAGACAAGAAAUGAAUAGUUUCGCUCGCAAUCAUCUACUCUACUGUGAUUCUAUCUAGAUAGUCUUGGCUAAACCACGUCCACAUCCAACGUCAACAGUUGAACAAAGAUGUCUCAAAACAGUGAUGGUUCCAAUUCGAACGAAUCGUACGACGAUAAUGAGUCAAGACUAGCUAUUGCUCAUUAUAAAACUACUAGAUCUAGAUCGAAAUCUAGUGUUGCUGUUGGCAGUGUUGGGUAUUCAACAUCAAGUUCAACAACUACUAGGUCUAGGUCUAGAUCUAAAUCAGUUUCUAACUCUAACAAUGAGGACGAAAGUUCGCAGAGCUCUUCAUCUGGGAAAAAGAUUAACAAAUACAUUUUGCGAAAGGCAUCUGAUGCUGAUUUUAAGUACAUAUGUGAGUGGAAUGGCUGCCAGCAGAUUACCAACAGCAUGAAUGAAUUUAAUCACCAUGUUACUAAACAUCUGUUGAGCUACAAACAACAGCUUGAUUUAAAUAUUCAUCAAGGAAGUUACCACUUCGACUGUCAGUGGCAAGAAUGCAAUGCCGUCUUUGAAGGUCAGAUAGAAGACAUAUGCAGGCAUGUCUUCUACCACACUUUUCACCAGUAUCUCAAAUUUCUAGGCCGUCACAUCCAGCAGACAGAGAAUCUGAAAAGCUGCGCUCUAGACACACACUCAAGAAAUGUAAUCCCAGAGCUACCUGAGAGGCUGAUGUGCCGCUGGCAAGACUGUGGGUUGAUCUAUGACAACCCCUACAUCUUUUAUUCACAUGUCUGUCAUCACUGUGAGGACUACAAUAAAGAAAUGGAUUCGUUUGCCUGCAGAUGGGAAGGCUGUGACGUAUCAAAAAGAUUUUGGUACAAGAUGAAGGAACAUAUCAGGUCUCACACCCAGGCCAAGGUCGUGGCAUGCCCCACUUGUGGUAGUCUGUUUGCCAACAACACAAGGUACAUAGACCAUCUUCUACGCCAAGGUCAUGUGACAGAACAAAAGUUUGAGUGUUCACAUUGCGGAAACAGAUUUGGUUCUGAGAGAAUACUACGUGACCACAUGAGACACCAUGUAAACCACUACAAGUGUCCAAUGUGCAACAUGACCUGUCAUUCCCCAUCAGCAGUCAGGGAGCAUGUCAGAUACAGGCACACAGAAGAGAGGAGUUAUCACUGUGAUAAGUGUGAACAUAGAGCUAAAACCCAAACAGAUUUGCGCCGCCAUAUGCUAGUCCAUCAAGAAGAGAGGAGGCUUUCCUGUCGUAGAGGUUGUCACAUGGUCUUCAACACUUCAGAUGAACUGCGAAGGCAUCAUGCAACCCACGGGAUUAAAAAACAAGAGUUUGGGUGCCAUAUCUGUGCUGAGCGCUUCACUCGGGCCAACACUCUGACCAAACAUCUCAUGGAAAUGCACAACUACUCCUGGCCAUCUGGACAUAGAAAAUUUAAGUAUGUUCGUCAUGAUGAUGGAAUAAAACGGCUUCAAACUAUUCGCUAUGAGAGCAUUGAGGUCAGCAAAAUGGUAGUCAACCAAGUCUUAGCCUCUCAGCAGGGAAACACUUCUUCUGGGGCUCUUUGCACAGUCAGCCCCUUGACAUCUGCUCCCAAGGCUGAUAAUGGCCCUGUGGCUACACCCAGUUAUCAGGUUCAAGGUUCAGGUGUAGGUCCCCAUAUUGGCACACUUUUGAAGGUCCCCCAGGAUUGUAACCUGCAUGGCACUAGAAAGCGUAACACCCAGACGCGCAGAGCUAAUACUGGGGCAACCACUUCUUCAUCAGACAGUCCCUAUAAGCAAAAGGGGAGAAAAAUGGCUCAACUAAAAGCUACAUUUAAGAGAAAAAGGUCAACUAAAAAGGCAACGGCCAGUGAAUCAAUAGGCGAGCAAAACACAUCUUUGGAAGAUGAAAAUAAUGAGCUCAAACCAAAAAGAAGAAAACGAGACAAAAAGAGCAGGUCUGUAACAGAAGUGACCAGUGGAUUAAACAAGAGGAGCAACAAUCGUGUUACCGCAUCUACUGAGGAAAACUCUACCUUUACUGCAAUAAGAGUUCAAGCAACGGGCUCAAGGCAGGCUGAGUUCAAGCCUGCGCUAGGUCAUAUCUGGUCAGAGACUCUAAGAAAUGGGACUGACCAGAGCAGUAAAUUUCAAGUUGAUUCAAUAUCUUCUGAGGGUGCUGUUGAAGGCAUUGACACUUUGGGCACCAGGAUUGUGCUGCCUGCAGACUUCCACAAGGCUGCUGAUAUUCUUCAUUCAGAAAUACAAAACAAAAACAGUUGCUCUUCAUCUUUGCCUCCUAUCAGGCUGGCUCAAAGUGGUGGCUGCUCUGUUGUAGUCAACGAUCAGGUCUCGGGUCAUAUAGUUAAGGCAGAGCCGGAAGAAAUCUGGUCAGGGGUUGUCAAACAGGUGCUGGCCAAAAACAACCAGUUUGUGACAUCAGCUUCUCCCCGAACUGUAACUGUUGACCACUCUGGUACAACUGUAGUCCUUCCUCCUGACUUUUACCACUCUGGAGACACAUCCCAAUCAGAAACCCAAAACUGGUCAGUUACUAUUCGCUCUGCAAGGGACAAAACUACUGCCUUUUCUGGAAAUUCUCUACAGUCGGAUUGGUAUUCCAGCUCACAGUCCAGCCCUGUCAAACAAGAGCACAUGACCUUGACCUCAGCAGCACAGUCAAGCCUGAUGACCCAGAUCAAGCCAGAUGCCAGACUGUAUGAUAAGACAAGAUCAGAAUUGGCUGCAAACAUCUCCAUGAAUCUCCUCAAAGAUCCUACAAGCUACAGCUGGGCGUCCACCAAUGACUUGAAAGGGGGAGAACUCUAUAAUCUUGAGAUGUUAGGGGAGGUAGCUCUCAGUGCCCAGGGGCUAGCCACAGGGAAGUAACUCACAUUCAUUUGACUGUGCUGCAUAUGAAGGAACUCAACUUCAUCUUUCAUAAACUUUAGAAUCUUUUGAUCACUUUAAUUUUCAUAGUUUUGUACAUUUGAUCAAUUUACGUUGUGUAUUUUUUUGAUACAUUUAUUUUGUUUACAAGUUGAUUGCUGAAAUCAAUUCUAUUUUCGUACAAAAUAUUUUUACUUUGGUAUUAUAAUUUGAUACAGAUAUUUGUCAAUUUAUUACUUUGUAUGGACAGACUAGACUUUAUUAAUAGAUGGGCUAGCACUGUAGUAUCCAGACAGAAUAGUUGUAUUAAUAGAUGGGAUAGAACUGUGGUAUCCAGACAGAAUAGUUGUAUUAAUAGAUGGGCUAGAACUGUAGUAUCCAGACAGAAUAGUUGUAUUAAUAGAUUGGAUAAAACUUUAGUAUCUAGACAGAAUAGUUGUAUUAAUAAAUGGGAUAGAACUGUGGUAUUUAGACAGAAUAGUUGUAUUAAUAGAUGGGAUAGAACUGGACAGAGUAGUUUUAGAAUAGAUUUGUGGUAUGUGCCAUAAUAUAUCAGCUGGUCUUGUGUAUCAACACAAGGUGGCAGUUCAACAAUCCCAUUUGUAUGUACUCGUUGUUCAACUUUUUCUAACUCAUCCAGACAUCCAGAUCUGAUACUGACAGAUAGUUAACUAUAAUUGUUAUUUUGCAUAAAAUAUUUGUGAAAAGGUUUGAAAUUAGUCUUGAAAAGAUAGACACAUUCCAAAGCCUGGAAACAAGAAAAACAUUUUUUUUUCUGUUCCUAUGGUAAAUAAACAUCAUCUAGUGCUGGGUUUAAAUAUUUCGUUUUGUGCAGGGUUUAAAUAAACCUUAUGUAGUGAAAGGGUUUUGAUGCUUCUUCUUUGAUGACUCUCACUUAUGAGUUGGCUCCAAAUAGCUAGUCCAACAAGCCCUCAUGUACAGGUUAUUAUUAAUUUUUACACUGAUCUUUUUUUUUUUUUACAAACAAAAUAAAUUUGAUUUUGUUAUUAAAAAUA